AUGAUUACAGAAAAUAUUGAUAAAAAAUAUCCACAGAAAAAGCAGUACUCAGACCUUUCAGCAGUUCGUGCAGCAUGCUUAUUUGUGGUAAAAGCUUUAAAUAAGCUUGUAGAAGAGAUGAAUAAUCAGGUCUACUUUGACUUUGAUCAAAAUGGCUUGAUUUUAAGAGCCACUGAUAAAGAUUCAUUGCAAAGAGCUAGUAAUAAAUUAGAGCACUGGAAAGAAUAAACUUCGAUAGGUAUUUUGACAGAUAGCAUUUCUAAAGAAGAUUAUAAAAAAUUUAUAGACUCAGACUUGCAGUCACUUCUCCGUUAAGAGAGAGCAUUUAUAAAUGUAAUAUCUUUUGAUAAAUUCUUAGCAGCAUGCGAGUUUUUAGAGAAAAAAGGCUACAAAGAGCCUCGCUAGAUGUAUGAAGAAAUAUAAGCAGAAAAAAAGAAUUUUGCACUCUUGAUGUGUACAAAGCAUAGAUUUAAAGAAAUAAAGGAAAGGAUCGAGGCAAUGCUAGAGCCAUUAAGAAAAAUAAAAAAGAAAAAGAAAAUCACUUCAUCUUUAAAGCUAGCAUCUACAUGGGAUGAUGUUGAUGACAUAUCAAUAGGGACUCAGGCAUUAAAGCAGGAAAAAGAUAAUGUAGUUUAGCCAUUAGAUACCAUAGGAUUUCAGUAAGUAAAGAAGAUAGACUAAUAGGAAAAUGAAGAAUUAGCAAAGGAAGAAUAUAAGAAAGAAUUAUAGUAUAAAAUAAAAGAGUCUACUAUUUAUGAAAUUGUGGUUUUAGAAAUAGAGCAAUGGCUUAACUAUUUUCCUGAGAUACUUCAGAUUUUAGAGGAAAGCGAGAAAAUUAAAAAAUAGGAUGAUGAAAAAAAUUUUAACAUAUAACUAAUUAGCCAACAUUUUUAAGCAGAAGAAACUAAUUAAAAUCACUAUAUUAAUAAUAAUAGCAGCUUUACUUCAUAAAUAGAAGUAGGAUUUUUGCAGUUAAAAAUUUUAAAAGAAACAUUGUCGAAUGAGUAAAUAAAGUUAAUUGAUAAGAUAAAAUUAAAAUGUGGGUCAUAUUUAGAUCAUAUAUUAUAAAAUAAGCCAAAGGAAUUUGUAAAUUAUUUAUUUAGUGAAAUGGAGCCAGAAGAGAGAGAGUAUUUUUAAGUACACACACUUAGAUAAUUAUUAAAUGACACAACUAUUCUAAUUGAUAAUUACCAAUCCAAGCCCUAGAUUUCUUAAAUGAGUACUCGAAAAAGAAAUAUUAUAUUCAAUUUAAAAAAAUAUAUAGAAAAAUUUAAGGAAGAUUAGUUAGUGGUUAUAGAAAAUGAUGGGACCAUAUAUAAUUAAUACUUCCUCAUAGGAAUAAAAAAUAUUCAUAAAUUAUUUGCAGAAACUGUCGAUAGGACUGAAAUGAUGUUUGCAAAAGCUUGUGCAACCAACUUCAGCAACUAAAAUCACAAUAAUAGGCAUCAUAGUGAGUCUGAUAGUGAGCACUUAGAUCAUUAUGAAAGUAGAAAAUACAGCUUAAAUGGAAAUGAUUUAAUUUAAAUCAAUGAACCUAGUAAUAACGAUUAAAUAAAUUAGCAUAAUGGUAAUAAUUAAAAUCACUAAAAUUAGUUUAACAGCCAAAAUUACCAUCACAACCAUAAUCAUCAUAAUAAAAAUGCAAAUAAUUCCUUUUAACAAGAUAUAGAAAUGUAAAUUUAUAAAGCAGCUGUACUCUUUUUAUAGAUAAAUUCAAAUUAGAUUAAUAGCAGUAAUGGUAACAACAGUAAUCCUCCAGCCUAGUUAUAAUAAGAUGAAAUAGCUUUGACAUAGGUUGAAUCUUCAUAACUAAUUCCUCAUAAAAGUAAAAUAAACUCAGUUGAAUUCUAAAAUCAUCCUUAUUAUUUAAAGAAAUUCUAAGAAUAAGUACUAGAAUAUGUAAUUGAGAUAGCUUAAAAAAAUAAAAUGUUUUCAAGUAACAGUUGUAUUAAAUACCAUAAGAUUAUAUAAAUAAAUUCUCCUUAACAGACCCAAGAUAUUGAUUAAUCCCAAUAGAAUUAUAAAAAAGAGUUCGGUAUUUUAAUGGAUAGAAAAGAAUUUUGCUUAAAAUACUUAAUAGAAGAAGGUUUUUUAUUUUCGGUUUAUCAAUAAAUUGAUAUUUCUAUGAAAAUAGUUAAAUGCUUACACGAAUUACACAAUUAAAGAGAAAAAAGAGGAGCACACUGCAAUUUAAAACCUAAUAACAUAAUGCUUGAUAUGACUUAUAAUGUAUAUCUAAGCGAUAUGGGAAUUGACCCAAAAAAGAAUGCAAGUUACUAUUACUAAUUUGAGAAUAACUACUAAAAUUCACUUAUCAUUCUUAAAAAUAAACUUAAAAACUAGUUUUUAAAAACAACAGAUUAAAUUAUUUAAACAAGUAUUGAGAGUUAUAAAAAUCAACAUCCAAAUUUCGGAGUCAAUAAUUAAAAUUAGAAUGUAUAAAACUUUACGCCUGAUGCACAAUUUAAAUAAGCAUUCACAUAAAACUAGAAUAUAUUUCUUAAUCAACUAGCUGAUUUAUAAGCGCUAGGUCUUAUUUUAUAUGAAAUAUUUACAGGGCAAUCAAUAUCUGCUGAAAAUUAUUUUCUUAAAAAUCACAGAUAAUUUAUAAAGAGAACUUCUCAAGAAAGUCCUACUCCCACCUUAAAAAUGAUUUUCUCUAUUAUAUUUAACUUGCUAGAACUUUAAAUAACUUCAACCGAAGAAAUUAUUCCUCAACUUUAAGAAAUACUUAACAAAUUCUGA
Messenger RNA from Tetrahymena thermophila SB210, 2745 nucleotides. RefSeq lists its product as hypothetical. The record is from RefSeq and is a predicted model, not a curated record. Gene Ontology annotation, biological process: protein phosphorylation. NCBI's taxonomy places the organism in Eukaryota, Ciliophora, Oligohymenophorea, Hymenostomatida, Tetrahymenidae. The transcript has 3 exons. Gene Ontology annotation, molecular function: protein kinase activity; ATP binding.